Messenger RNA from Cyphellophora attinorum, 918 nucleotides. Its product is annotated as putative 2-dehydropantoate. The transcript is spliced from 2 exons. The coding region runs from base 1 to 918 and encodes 305 amino acids. The record is from RefSeq and is a predicted model, not a curated record. Gene Ontology annotation, molecular function: oxidoreductase activity. Gene Ontology annotation, cellular component: cytoplasm. NCBI's taxonomy places the organism in Eukaryota, Fungi, Ascomycota, Eurotiomycetes, Chaetothyriales, Cyphellophoraceae.
AUGUCCGAUAAAGCGCUGAUCUUCGGCACAGGCAGCGUCGGCGCCGUCUACAGCUACAUCCUCUGCAAUAACAUCUUCGGAAAUGACCUGAAUUGCCGGCCUCGCGUCGCCCGCUCCGUGCAAGAAGCCGUCGACGCGGGACAUGGACCCUACAACUUCAUCCUCGUGACCGCCAAAGCCCUCCCUAGCAAACCUUCAAUACCGGACUUGCUCCGACCAGCCAUCACGUCUACAACCGCCAUCGCUCUCAUUCAGAAUGGUAUUGCUAUCGAGGAACUCUAUGCUAAAGCGUACCCGAACAACCCACUGAUCUCCUGCGUCGCUUACCUCCCUGUAACGCAGACCUCUCUUGGGACCUUCAAGCACAGCGAAGUCGAAACCCUGCACUUGGGAACCUACCCAGCCAACCUCCCCAAGGAUUCGGCCGCCGACAAAGCAGCCGCCAAGCUGACGACCCUCCUUCAACAAGGCGGCGCCACCGCCCACCACCAUGCAGACCUCCAGUCAAAACGCUGGGCCAAACUCCUUGUCAACGCAUCCUGGAACCCCAUCUGCGCCCUCUCCCGCUCACCAGACGCCACCUUUAUGCACUCUUCCUCUGACCCACCCUAUGCAGCCGAAUUUGUUCAAGCAGUAAUGCUCGAGAUCGCCAGUAUUGCCAAUGCAGUGGGCUACCCGGAGAUUUCGAAGGAGACGGUGGAGUGGCAGAUGGGGAGGGCGAAGAAGAGGGACUUGCCGGGAGUGGAACCGAGUAUGUUGGCGGAUGCGAGGAGGGGUGGGAGGAUGGAGGUGGAUGCGAUUGUGGGGAAUGCGGUUAGGAUUGCGGCGGAGAAGGGGGUGGAUGUGCCGAUGUUGAGGGCGUUGUUAGUGCUAGUCAGGGGGUUGGAUGAGAGUUUUGGACGUGAUGCAGCAAGCUGA